AUGAUUUCAUCUGAUUUGGAUUUGGUUCACAAGUGGGGACAUGCUUAUUCGAUUAUAUCGAUAAUUUCAUUUCCCAAGAAAAAUCUGUUAUUUGCAGGUACACAGGACUCAAAAGUUUUGGUGUUUACGCUUUAUACCUAUGAACUGAUUCAGACUAUCAAAUUGGGUGGAGAUUAUGAGACUAAUACUCGUUCAAGUGUUCUGUGUCUUGAGAGAUCAAUUGACGAAAACUACUUAUUCUCUGCUGGUGCUGAUUCUUUGGUGAGAAUUUGGUCCGUUUAUAACACUGAUGAGACCAGAGGUGCUGUGCAGAUCGAAGAGGUAGCUACGGUUUAUUCGGUGACUGAUAUUGGUGAUAUUUUUUCCCUCACUUAUCUUGACUCAUUACAGACACUUGUUUUUGGAUGUCAAAAUGCUAGCAUGAUGUACCUGGAUAACGUUUUUGACAGGUUACUUUACGACCAAACUGAAUCGCCUUGCGAUAUCAAUAGAUUACCGCAUAGAAGAUACGAUAAGUUCUUCGACUCAUCGGGUCCAACCGGGCAACCAGAAAAUCGACAAUUAGCCCAGGAUGAAUUUCACAAGUCCGCAUUACAAGAUGGUGCCAUGAAUCGUAUUCUGGAAAUUCCAUCUGAAAAUAUAAUAAAUUAUGCACACAACGGUUUCAUUUACAGCAUUUGCAAACUCUGCUUGAAAUGCAGUAGUUUCUUGAGUAAUAACAAGACAAACGAACUCAAUCAUACCCAUUUACACGAAUAUGAACCGAAAUCCACUUGUUCUGAGCAAUCAGAGAUCUCAGAGUGCAUUAUAACAGGAGGAGGAGACGGUAUCAGUAAAUUAUGGCUCUUUACAAAGAAUGGUCGUGGCGUUGUCUCCAUUGUCUCAAUGGGAACCAAUUUGAGUAAUGAAGAAACUGUACUGGCGCAAGCAACAGAUUUCCCCUUCCUAUACUGUGGUUUGUCUGAGGGUACAGUCAAGAUUUGGGAUUUAACGACUAAGCAAUUGAUCUCUACUCUGCACACACCGGAAAGGUCAGAUAUUAUUUCAGUCUCAGUUUACCAGGAUCAUAUCUUUGCAAUUAAUGAAGGUGGUAUUACUUUGUUCCAUGAGAAAGAAGUCAUCCAUUGGAACCAGCACCAGGGAAAGAUGUUAAGUUCUGACGUCUUUGAGCGGCACGUUGAUCAAUCCGAGACUCAAAUGAGCUUACUGACUGGAGGUAAUGAUGGAUCUUUAUCUCUAUGGGACUUAUCCAGUGUGUUACACUUGUCUCUGAAUGAAAUCAAGACCCAAAACAUGGAGUUUCAGCGUCGUAAAUCGAUUGCUACUGCUCGUGGUCAUUCAGUAAAACCGGACACUGAGGAAAUGUUGGAAACCUUGCGAGUGUUGAUAGCCAUACAAUCGGUUUCACAGACUCCAGAUACCGUGGAACAAUUGGCUUCAAGACGUUGUGCCACAUACUUACAAAAACUACUGUCAAAAUUAGGUGCUAGUAGGGCCCACUGCUUCCCGCUCGAGUCUGGUCAUAAUCCAGUUGUUUAUGCAUCUUUCAAAGGUACCGGCGAAAACAAGAAAAGGAUUCUAUGGUAUGGCCAUUAUGAUGUGAUUCCAGCCGCCGAUAUAAAUCGUUGGACUUCCGAUCCAUUUACUUUGACUUGUGAGAAUGGUUACAUGAAAGGUCGUGGCGUUAGUGAUAAUAAAGGCCCUCUUGUAGCGGCAAUGCAUAGCGUAGCUACACUUCUAAAAAAUGGAGAACUUUACAACGAUGUCGUUUUCAUCAUUGAGGGAAGUGAAGAAAUAGGUUCCCCCGGUCUUGACGUUGUUUGUGAGCAAAACCGUAAUCUCAUCGGUGAUAUAGACUGGAUCUUUCUGAGUAACUCGACUUGGGUCGACCAAGACCAUCCAUGUUUAAACUACGGUCUUAGAGGUGUGAUUAAUGCUAAGGUAACGGUAUGGAGUGACGAGCCAGAUAGGCAUUCAGGUGUAGAUGGCGGUAUGCAUAAGGAAACCACAGCUGACUUGUUCAGCGUGAUAUCCAAGCUACAGGAUGACAGAGGCAAAGUAUUGAUACCCAACUUUAAUACUCCAACUAAAAAAAUCAGUCCUGAAGACUACAAAAGACUAGAGGAAAUUGUCGAACUCACCGAGUUUGGCAAGAAUAUUACUGUUGAAGAACUAAUAAAGAAUUGGACCAAACCGUCGUUAUCCGUCACGACAAUGGCCAUGAGUGGCCCAGGUAAUCUAACUGUCAUCCCAAAGUCAGCCACGGUCGGCCUCUCGAUUAGACUUGUGCCUGAACAAGGUGUCGAGAAGGUGAAAUCUGCCUUGAUAGGCCACAUCGAGGACUGCUUCCAAAGACUCUCCUCUCCGAAUCACCUUGAAAUAUCCAUUGAGAACAGUGCUGAAGCCUGGCUCGGCGACCCAACUAACCAAGCAUACCAGAUUCUAAGAAAGCAGAUGACGGCUACAUGGGGAACAGAGCCACUAUUUGUUAAAGAAGGUGGAUCUGUGCCCUGUGUGAGGACGCUAGAAAGAAUCUUCAACGCUCCAGCUGUCCAAAUACCUUGCGGCCAGUCCACGGACAAUGGUCACCUCGAUAACGAGAAUCUGAGAAUUAAGAAUUGGUCUAACAUGGCAGAAGUAAUCUGUAACGUCUUUAGAAGGCUUCAAUGA
Molecule: messenger RNA, 2670 nt
Organism: Torulaspora delbrueckii
Lineage: Eukaryota; Fungi; Ascomycota; Saccharomycetes; Saccharomycetales; Saccharomycetaceae
Gene: DUG2
Product: glutamine amidotransferase subunit DUG2
Exons: 1
Coding region: 1-2670 (889 amino acids)
Biological process (GO): proteolysis; glutathione catabolic process
Molecular function (GO): protein binding; peptidase activity
Source: RefSeq, a predicted model, not a curated record